Mesorhabditis belari is the source of this 438-nucleotide messenger RNA. Lineage: Eukaryota; Metazoa; Nematoda; Chromadorea; Rhabditida; Rhabditidae. The record is from the annotation of a GenBank genome assembly.
AUGAUCGCUCUCUCUUCUCCAUAUGCCAGUAUUGUCUAUUAUCCGGAUGCGUACAGUUGGGAUUACGUGUACACUCCGCCAAACAAUCUCUCAAUUGUUGUGCAAAAAGUCGAGGAAGUGAUCGAGAUUGGCGGCAUUUUCGUGGCCGCUUUUUUCUAUGGCGGUGUACUUUUGCUCCUUUGCCGAACGAGGCAUAUCUUCAAAUCCUCGAAAAACUAUCGAGUCGAAGCGAAAAUUUUGAUCCAAGCCAUCGUCAUCACUGUCUAUUGCACAAUUUUGAACGUUUUUUGGCAUAAUUAUCAGGUGCUUCUCCCGGCCAGUAUCUGGUCCUAUAUGGCGCUUAAUUUCAUGUGGAUUCUCAACAGUGGCAUUUAUCCGCUUAUCUACUUCAUUCUUAACAAAACGAUUCGCGAAAAGGUUCGGUCGAGCCGCGAUCAC